Molecule: messenger RNA, 906 nt
Organism: Fusarium subglutinans
Lineage: Eukaryota; Fungi; Ascomycota; Sordariomycetes; Hypocreales; Nectriaceae
Exons: 1
Coding region: 1-906 (301 amino acids)
Source: RefSeq, a predicted model, not a curated record
AUGUCCUUACUAUUAAUUGUUGGAAUUACAGGUCAACUCGGCCAACGUUUGGCUCAGGCCGCCCUUACCGACGGAAUGGAGGUUCGAGGAUUAGGACGAAGCCCAGCAAAGCUCAAUACCACAACGACCGAGCAACUAGAGUCUUUUAUCCAAAGCGACAACUACUACGAUAUAGCCGCUCUAGAUCGAGCUGUUAAUGGUGUGGAUGCAGUCAUUUGCGCCUACCAAGCCGAUCCCGUUUUGAACCUCGAUGGAUGUCUCUUGCUUCUUCGGGCUGCUGAAAGAGCGGGCGUUAAAACGUUUGUGGCGCCGACCUGGAACAGCAAUUGGUCGGCAAUUAAUUUUGGCGAUUUUGAACUAUACAACAGCGUCCUGGCAUUCAUCGAUCAUGCUGCAGCCACGAGUCCGAUUAAGCCAGUCUAUAUCAUAACAGGCUUCUUCGCUGAUUAUCUGCUUCUGCCAGGCAUGGGUCCCUUUGAGUCGAAUGGCAAGUCAGCAAAACUGCAUUACUGGGGGGAUCUGCACAAGAGGAAGAUCCCAUGGACUCCGAUGGAUGAUGCAGCUGUGUGGACCAUUGAGCUUUUGAAGCAUGCUGACGUAGCAGCUGGCAAGGGAGGUGUCUUUAAGUUUCAGUCCGGAAUGAAUACUCUCGAAGAGCUGGCACGGGAAUAUGAAACAGACACCGGUGUCGCUGUGGAGCUUGUCAAAGAUGGGAGUGCCGAUGACCUACACAGAGAGCUGAAUGCAUUGAAGAAUGCUAAAGGGAGAGCUGGAUGGCGCGAAUACCUAUGGCUGUCUUGGUGUAACGUUGCUCUCCAGGGGAAGUGGGAGUUUCAAGAUCCAAUGGCUAUGAAGUCUACUCCGAGUACUUUCAGCCAAGUUUUAGCAAGUCGAGACAGUUAUUAG